AUGGAGGAGGAAGAUCUAUCAGACAACCUCUUGUCUCGCAGAAAGAAGCCAGAAAAAAAAGUACUCUGUUACUCUCCUCCCUUGCAGUCGAUGAGGCAAAGCAUGUCUGUCCCGUAUGGAUUUCUCUCACUAUCUGACAGUAUGGUCUUUCUUUAUCUAUCUAUCUAUCUAUCUGAUGAUGAUGAUGAUGAUCUCCCUGGUGCAGGGAAAAGUACUUUUAUUGAAGCAUUUGGUAAACACCUCACUAGCCUUGGGUAUAAAGUAGCUGUUCUUCCUGUCGAUCCAUCUUCAAAAAUUACAGGAGGAUCACUGUUGGGAGACAAAACUCGGAUGCCAACAUUAACCCUUGAUGAAAAUGCUUACAUUCGUCCGUCUCCAUCAAGGGGUACCUUGGGUGGGGUAACAAGAACAACUAAUGAAACCAUACUUCUUUGUGAAAGUGCUGGCUACAAUAUUAUCUUAGUUGAAACUAUUGGAGUAGGCCAGUCAGAAUUCAUGGUAUCUGACAUGGUAGACAUGUUUUGUCUGAUUCUGCCCCCUGCUGGUGGAGAUGAACUACAAGGUAUUAAAAAAGGCAUUGUUGAAGUGGCUGACAUUGUCAUCAUCAAUAAGUCUGAUGGAGAUUUGGCACCAGCUGCUAGACGAAUUCAGGGUGAAUACCUGAGUGCCCUUAAAUAUAUGCGCAAGAGAAGCCGGGUUUGGGCCCCAACAGUGGUGCGGAUUUCUUCUAUAAAGAAACUUGGAAUCAAAGAGCUUUGGGAGAGAAUGGCAGAAUUUCAGACCAAGAUGUCCAGCAGUGGGGAACUGUUCCAUAAGCGGAAAAUACAACACAAAAUCUGGAUGUGGAAUUACAUCAAAGAGAACAUUUUGGAGAUGUUUCGAGAGCAUCCAUCAGUGAAAUCUAAACUGUCACAUUUGGAAGAACAGGUUGAUCAAAGGACGAUAAAUCCUGGUAUGGCUGCUGAUAUUCUUUUGAGAGAAUUCAUGAAUAGAUCAUGA
Molecule: messenger RNA, 999 nt
Organism: Acanthosepion pharaonis
Lineage: Eukaryota; Metazoa; Mollusca; Cephalopoda; Sepiida; Sepiidae
Source: the annotation of a GenBank genome assembly